AAUGCUUUAUCAUUUUUACUGAAAACACGUGUUACGUGCUUCUAACAUUUUCUAAAUAAAAAUGGCAAGAAAAUUGACUGCAAAAAUUGGACCGUCUAUUCUGAAUGCCAAUUUGGCACAACUUUCCGAAGAAUCACAACGAUUAAUUAAUAAUGGUGCUGAUUAUUUACAUUUAGAUGUUAUGGAUGGGCACUUUGUACCUAACCUUACUUUCGGCCACCCAUUAGUAAAAUGCCUUCGAAGCAAAAUAAAAGAUGCCUUUUUUGAAACCCACAUGAUGGUCUCUAAUCCUAAUCAGUGGAUAGAACCUAUGGCUGAUGCUGGUGUUAAUCAAUAUACAUUUCAUGUUGAACCAGUGAAAGAUGUUCCAUUAGGAAUGAAAGUUGGAGUAGCACUUAAACCAGGAACUCCAGUAGAUGUAGUUGUAGAUUAUGUUAAUUUAGCAGAUAUGGUAUUAAUUAUGACUGUAGAACCAGGGUUUGGUGGUCAAAAAUUCAUGGAACCAAUGAUGGAAAAGGUAUCAUGGUUGAGAAAGAAUUAUCCUACAUUGGAUAUAGAAGUGGAUGGAGGUGUUGGGCCAGAAACUAUUGAUACAUGUGCAAAAGCUGGUGCAAAUAUGAUAGUCUCUGGAACAGCUGUCAUAGGUUCUUCUGACCAAGCAGGAGUUAUUAGAACUUUGAGAAAUACAGUAAAUUGCGCAUUACAAAAUAGUUGAUUUAAGAAGGGGGAAAAAUGUAACUUGAAGAUAUAAAAUUAAUGCAUUGUACUUAUAUUAUAGAGUUUGCAAAUAUUUUAAAAUUUUGUAUACAACCUUUAUAAGGAAAUAAUAAAA
This is a messenger RNA of Eufriesea mexicana, 832 nucleotides long. It is a transcript of the gene Rpe, whose product is annotated as ribulose-phosphate 3-epimerase. Gene Ontology annotation, molecular function: D-ribulose-phosphate 3-epimerase activity. The record is from RefSeq and is a predicted model, not a curated record. Gene Ontology annotation, biological process: pentose-phosphate shunt; carbohydrate metabolic process. NCBI's taxonomy places the organism in Eukaryota, Metazoa, Arthropoda, Insecta, Hymenoptera, Apidae.